Blumeria graminis f. sp. triticale is the source of this 1329-nucleotide messenger RNA. The record is from the annotation of a GenBank genome assembly. NCBI's taxonomy places the organism in Eukaryota, Fungi, Ascomycota, Leotiomycetes, Helotiales, Erysiphaceae.
AUGGCCAUCCAGGCCACUAAUGCCAACAAAGGCUCUGAAGCAAAAGAUCUGGAUGCUGCAACUAAUCCAGUUGCUGUGACAAGAGAGGGCGGCCCUGCUCAUGAGGAAGACGAAGAGGAAGAGGAAAUAGCAGGAGCUGAAGGGAACACUGAAAACUCGACGAAAAAAAAACGCAAGAGGAAGAAGAAGCCAAAAGGUGGUGCUUCCAACGCAACCAAGCAAUCGGAUCCGCCUCGUGUCCUAGUAUCGACACUCUUUAAAGGAAAAGAAUAUCCAGUAGGAGAAGAAGAGGAGUACCGAGAUGAGAAUCUAUUCCGAACCACAUCUGAGGAAAAAAGGCACCUUGAUCGCAUGAACAAUGACUUUUUACAAGAGUACCGACAGGGUGCUGAAGUCCAUCGACAAGUCAGACAAUGGGCUCAAAAAAACAUCAAACCAGGACAAAGUUUGACAGAAAUAGCCGAAGGUAUUGAAAACAGUGUUCGUGCAUUGUGUGGCCACCCUGGUCUAGAAGAAGGCGAUAAUAUAAAAGGAGGCAUUGCAUUUCCUACCGGUCUUAACCUUGAUCAUAUUGCCGCCCACUAUAGCCCGAAUUCUGGCAACACUACGGUGCUCACUAAAGAUAACGUGAUGAAGGUUGACUUUGGGGUCCAUAUGAAUGGUAGGAUUGUUGACAGUGCAUUUACCAUGUCAUUUGAUCCGGUGUAUGAUAAUCUACUCGAGGCCGUUAGACAAGGAACCAAUACCGGUAUCAAAGCAGCAGGCAUAGACGCUCGAUUAGGUGAGAUUGGUGAGGCUAUCCAAGAAACAAUGGAGAGUUAUGAAUGCACCAUUGGCGGAAAAACGUACCCAAUAAAGUGCAUCAGAAACUUGAACGGACAUGAUAUUCGGCGUUGGCAGAUACAUGGUGGCAAAAGCGUGCCGAUUGUUAAGAGUAGUGAUCAAACGAGGAUGGAGGAAGGUGAGGUAUUCGCUAUUGAAACAUUUGGGAGCACCGGCAAUGGAUAUGUACGAAAUGAUUACGAGACAUCACACUAUGCUAAAGUAGUCGACGCUCCCAAGAAUACAGUUUUACGAGUUCAAUCUGCCAAUAAAUUGCUGAAUGUUAUCAACAAAAAUUUUGGGACAUUACCAUUUUGCAGAAGGUACUUAGAUCGCUUGGGCCAGGAAAAAUACUUGUUAGGGUUGAAUAACCUUGUAUCGAGUGGUGUUGUUGAGGCCUAUCCACCGCUAGUAGAUAAAAGAGGCUCUUACACGGCGCAAUUCGAGCAUACUAUCUUGUUGAGGCCAACUGUGAAGGAGGUGAUUAGUCGGGGUGAAGACUACUAA